AUGAAUUCGACGUAUACCAGAACUGGCACCGGAAUUGACGACAUGGAAAGGGCAAGCCAGCCAAGAACCAGGCUUCUAGAGGGUCCAAGUCCAAAGAACCCGAUUGGAAACCCGCCAUUACCAGGCUCGACAUCAUCUGGCGGGAACAAUUACAUCACGUACAUGGCAACAGAGUUGAAUGAUACGCUUACUCUGGCCUACAACUUUGCACGAUCAGCUGCUGUGGUAGAUGCAGGGAUAAUACCAACGAGAAAGAACACCACCUUUACUUUCGGGCAUCAGAUAAUUCAUUUCAACGAUACCAUCGGCCAUCGUCCUGAUUACGCUGCAUGGACUGCUGAAAACGCUGUCGCAACAAUUUGGUUUGGCAUGAAUGACGUACCUCGCAGCGUUCUCACGAACGGUAGCGGCAGUCGGGAACAAAGGCUGGUCGCUUCAAACCGACGAAUGUUCGAGCUGACAGAGAUCCUUUAUGAAAUUGGGAUCCGGAGUUUUGUUUUCAUUGAGUUGCCACCCCUGGAAUUAUUACCGGCACGGCAGAAAGCGAAACUCGAUCCCACCAGUCAAAAGGUUGAACAAUUCGUAUACGGUAAAACCCUUUGGAAUGAGGAACUUAAGAAAAACACUCUUCUGUUCCAGCAAACCCACGAUGACGCAAAGGUAGCAUAUAUAGAAGUAUGGGAUUUGUUCUAUCGGGCUUUCUUGCAUCCCUGGUCUCUUGGGGCAAGAACCUCAACUUGCAUCGACUCUCAUGGCAAGACCUGUCUAUGGGCCGAUCCAUGGCAUCCUGGGAGAAAGAUACAUCAACUUAUUGGGGCUAGAAUAGUUGAAAGAGCGUGGAAUAUGUCGCCAUUCAGCACGUAA
This is a messenger RNA of Fusarium sp. VM40, 864 nucleotides long. Lineage: Eukaryota; Fungi; Ascomycota; Sordariomycetes; Hypocreales; Nectriaceae. The record is from the annotation of a GenBank genome assembly.